Racocetra fulgida is the source of this 216-nucleotide messenger RNA. NCBI's taxonomy places the organism in Eukaryota, Fungi, Glomeromycota, Glomeromycetes, Diversisporales, Gigasporaceae. The record is from the annotation of a GenBank genome assembly.
AUGCGUAUUUAUGUUUUCAAAGAUAUUCCUAAUGUGAUCGAAGAGAAAGUGAUUACAGGAUUCCUAUGGAAAGUUGACAUUCUUUUAGAAAACCAACAAAAUGAGAUAUUUUUGUUAAAAACAGAAAACUUUAAUCUGAAAGAACUUGGUCAAAUUAGUCGUCGUUUGAGUGAAGAACACAAAAAGUCUUCUGAAGUCAAUCGUCUGCGUGAAGAA